ACCAUAUUUUCGAGCUCGUCAGCCAUGGCUUCGAAACUCGUUCAUAACCGACUGAGAUCCCUAUGCAGAAUCUCUCAACUCAGCAAUGCUCGUUUCAAUAAUAAACUCAGAGACCCCAAUUCCAACUUCCCGUCGUUACAUAAUCAAGUAAAAUGGCGAUCUUAUUCGGAAGUUUCUCAGCCAACUCCUAUAAAUCCUCCACCACCUCCAUCCCCUAAUCCCUCCACCACCUCUACAAGUUCUCUCAAUGAAUUUGAACUUGCUAAAUUCUCCGCCAUUUCCGAGACCUGGUGGGAUGCAGAAGGACCGUUUAAGCCAUUACAUAUGAUGAACCCUACGAGACUUGCUUUCAUUAGGUCCUCUCUUUGUCGCCAUUUCAGAAAGGAUCCAAAUUGCACUAGACCUUUUGAAGGAUUAAAGUUUGUCGAUGUUGGUUGUGGAGGGGGAAUUUUAACUGAGCCUUUGGCUCGAAUGGGAGCUACCAUCAUGGGAGUUGACGCUGUGGACAAAAAUAUUAAGAUUGCUCGCCUUCAUGCGGAUUUGGAUCCAAAAGCGUCUUCAAUUGAAUAUCGGUGCACAACCGCUGAAAACCUGGUCGAAGAACAGAGACAAUUUGAUGCUGUAAUUUCUUUAGAGGUAUGAUUUAGUAAGUAAUACCUGACUCUGUUCUAAGAUAUUU
This is a messenger RNA of Nicotiana tabacum (common tobacco), 679 nucleotides long. The record is from RefSeq and is a predicted model, not a curated record. Lineage: Eukaryota; Viridiplantae; Streptophyta; Magnoliopsida; Solanales; Solanaceae.